UAAAAUCUCUAUUGAAACCUAGUGUAACUUCUGGUAAACUUGACAUACCACCACUCAUUUGAAGGAACAAAAUAAUAUGAAAAAUUUGUUUUAAGACUUAUUGUGUGAGAGGAGGUUUACUUGAAAAUGAAGUAAAUGUGACAUGGUUUAACUUCAGUCGUGUCCAGAUAAGUUAUACAUGCUGUUGUUUGGAGAAGAGUAAGUGGUAAUCAUGAAGAUUACAGUACCAUCCAAGGGAUGGAUAGGAUAAAGAUGACACAUAUUUAUGGUACAGGAAAAAGAUACAAUAUUUACCAGGACAGGAGAAAUUAAAAUGCCCAAAAUUGGAUCACAAUACAGUGUUUUACAUGGUUUGUGGUAUCGGGAGCUAAACCUAACAGGAUCCAAUUACAGGCUUAGCUUGAAACUUCUACAUAAAUUAAUCUGUGAUAAAAAAUCAAGCUUUCUGAAGAUAUGGGAAGCCCAUUCAAAACAACCAAUAACAUGUGAAGAUGGAAAGCUGUAUUUUGACAACUACCACACCUGUUUAACUCUAUGUGGAAGAAACAGCCUUCCCAGCACUCUAUAUAAACUAAAAUCAAGAUCAAAGGAAAAGAGAAUUGAAGAUUGCAUUGUAUAUUCUGGUCCACUGUUUAAGACAUUGACAGAGCCAAAACUACAGCAGGCUUUCUUUUUGGCACUUACUGGUGACAACUGGCUAGAAUGUUACAGCAACCAGACUGGAGAGCUGCUUCAACAGGUUUACUUGGGUCCAACUGCUAGAUACAAGUUUCGGCAUGUAGACUGGGAGACUCAUGGUGAACAGGUGGUAAUACAGUCUGUUCAGAACCAGUCUGUUACCCCUACAACUCAGCCAGGCAUAAGACCACGUGUAUUAGAAGCUAUAGCAAUGUUUUCUGUAUUUCCAAUGGAAUUUAAAGCUCUUGUGGAAAUUGACCGAGAGGUGUUUGGAAAAGACUGCAACCAUGUGAAUAUUUCUGAAGGUUUAUUAAUAAUUGGUGUUGGGAAUUCGGCUACUGGUAGGGUGAGACUAUACAAUUUUGUUCAGGUUGUUAAGGAGGGCUUAAUGUUUGAAGCUAAGCUGCAGCAACCUUGUGAAGCAUUAGAAAAGGCAUUGGUUGGAUCCUACCCAGCAGGUAUUCCUCUCAACUGUAAACUGAAAGCACCACCACAACUUCUCUUUGAGGUUAGUUGUGCUGAUUACACCAUUCAUGUUGGAGGACAUCCUUUCCAUUUCAUUACAACUCCUCCUCGUCAUGAUGGAGUGUUCCAGGUGUGUUCUCUUGCAUCUAGUGUUCUUGUUGAGAAUGGAUAUUUAAAUUUUCCAACCAAUAGCACAGAACCUGACUCUGUUACUUUCCACCCGGAUGAUUCUGGAAGAAUUGUGUACAAUUCAGCUCACAAUAUUAAGAUUUUUGAUUUAAAAGAAAAUGGCCAAGGAAUAACUUCAUUAAAUAAUAGUUUUGAACUCUCGAUGAACAAUGGGAAGAGAAGAAAACAAGGGUUAAAACUAGGUACAGCUAGACUGCGUGAGGCUAAGAAGACAUUCUCUUCAGACUUUGUAAUGUCUUGCGAGAAAAGCAUUUUGAGUGAUGACUAUGAGAAUGAAUUGGAUAUCUACUCAUUGUUAGGGUUUGAUCCAGAGGAUGAAAGCUGUCAUGGAAAAAUCAACAUUCAUGACAACGAAACAGGACAGUUAAUCAAAUCUGUGGAUCUUAAAAUGAAAAUGGAUGAGUUGGCUGACCAUACAUUAACCAUGGACCUUGAGACCUUUGUCAUCAUCACCAGAAAUGAGUGUCGUAGAUUCAGUUGCUAUGUGUACAGACUGUUUCGACCUAAUGUAAUGAAAGAUCCACUGUUAGGUAGUAGAUCAAAGAAAGCAAAGACCAAGAAGAAGAGGAUCAAAGAUAGCUCUAAUACUGUAGCAAGUUUUAUUAACUUUGUAUAAUAAAGGUCCCCCAUUUUAACAUGACAAAA
Limulus polyphemus (Atlantic horseshoe crab) is the source of this 1977-nucleotide messenger RNA. RefSeq names its product DDB1- and CUL4-associated factor 17-like. Lineage: Eukaryota; Metazoa; Arthropoda; Merostomata; Xiphosura; Limulidae. Gene Ontology annotation, biological process: protein ubiquitination. Gene Ontology annotation, cellular component: Cul4-RING E3 ubiquitin ligase complex. The transcript is spliced from 15 exons. The coding region runs from base 266 to 1948 and encodes 560 amino acids. The record is from RefSeq and is a predicted model, not a curated record.